UAUCGUCUUACGAGCAUAAUAGGUUAGUAUUAAUUACACCAUAUCAUACGAAAUACUUGUGUUUCAUUAUAGUGUAGUUAAAAAUAUAAAAAAUUACAAUGACUGCCAACAUUUGUACAUUUAUGCUGUGCUGUUUUGUUAUAACGUCAAAUAUAAACACAAUCGAGUCAGCAAAAAAUAACAAGAUAAAUCCUAUACGAUUUUUCAUUCACACAUCUCGGGAAAUCUAUAUCCGUACCUUGAAUAAUUUGAAAACAUUCAAUAAACAUCCAAUCGUAAUUAAACAAGAAGACCAGGUGAUUCUGUCAACUCCUGGUGUCGGAAAUAUUACAGAGUACCAUUUAAAAUUAAAAAGCCGAGAUAAACUAGAGAAAAAAGCUGAGGACAUCAAAUGUAGCUAUAGCGUGGUUGCAAAAUCAAACAUAUCGUACUUGAAGAGCUUAGUGGAAAAUUUAAAAAGUGGUGAACCUUUUAUUAAAACUUACGAGGAUACUAUAAAAAGUAUUAAAAAGGAAGCCGAAAUUAUAUUCCACUUGUUAAUGUUUGGAAAUUUAGAAACGGGCAAAUGGCUUUGGCAUUAUUUUUUGAAAAUCGUUGCCAUCAGAAAGUACAAUGUCAAUAAACCUUUUAUCGAUGAAAACCUAUUCGAAGACGGCCAACUGCAAUCCGGCGUUUCAGAUGUCAUAGACAAUUGUAUGGCUGAAAAUUACCUUCCUCCGGCUACAAUGGAAUCGAAUUUUAUUUCGAAAAAUAGGAGUACAUUCGAUAACAUGAUCAGCGACCUGUGCAAUUCCGGAUGGUUAAUAGGCAUAAUAUUCGACCGUGACUACGAUGCGUUGAUAGAAUUUUUAUACCUUAAACCGUUUUGGGACGACAGUGGAUUGUUGUUCAGACAAAUGAAAGAAGUCGAUAUCGAUUGGAGUGAGACGAAACAACGAUUCGAGCUCGAGAUGGUCAUUACCAAGGAAUUUGUGGCAAAUCGCAUUUGGAUGUACCAUCCGUACGGACGCCUCGACCACCAAUACUUGUUGGUGAAAAUUAUCGAUGCUAGAAUUUAUUGCUACCUUACGGUUGUACUGUGUGUUUACGAAACACAAUUAUCCUCGCUCGACAAAGAGGCGCUUACGAACAUCAAAGAUGUCAUUUAUAAACUCAUCGUUGAAGUGCUGAAAUUAACGGCGUUCAAAGACGAGUUGCUCGUGGCUAUUUCGUCGGAAGUCAGGUAUGGAAAAAUAACUGACUUCGACGACGUACAAGAUAUUUUAGCAAGAGUGCGGGCAAAGGCCAACGGGAUCCUGGACGAUUUAAACGGUACCGGGACAAGAGGAACGGACCGGUUCAGUUUCGACAUUGACAAACAACAGCUGACUUCAAUCGAUUUGAUAACGGGAAUCAUUAAGGAAUUCCGAGACUAUUUAACCGAAUUUAGAGGCCGCUUGACGUUCCACUAUAAAACGCUUUUGCAUUUCAUGGAUCUAGUCAAAACGGCCGCUGCUCCAUACAUUUAAGUUUUACAAUUAAUAGGUUAGUGUUAAUAAUUACAAAAUAUCAUACGAAAAACUUGUGUUUUAACAUAGUAUAGUUUGAUGUAUUGUAAAAUAUAAUAAUGAUUGCCAACAUCUGUACAUUUACGUUGUGCCGUUUUGUUAUAACGUCAAAUAUAAAAACAUUUAAGGGUAACCACCUGU
Adelges cooleyi (spruce gall adelgid) is the source of this 1688-nucleotide messenger RNA. RefSeq lists its product as uncharacterized. Bases 99 to 1508 code for a protein of 469 amino acids. The record is from RefSeq and is a predicted model, not a curated record. NCBI's taxonomy places the organism in Eukaryota, Metazoa, Arthropoda, Insecta, Hemiptera, Adelgidae. The transcript is spliced from 2 exons.